Messenger RNA from Zootermopsis nevadensis, 2741 nucleotides. Its product is annotated as transmembrane protein 59-like. The record is from RefSeq and is a predicted model, not a curated record. Lineage: Eukaryota; Metazoa; Arthropoda; Insecta; Blattodea; Termopsidae.
UCGUGGAUGAUACUUUAUAACAUUCUACAAACAUUCAGUUUAAUAACAAAAACAGUUACAUGCAAUUUUAUUGAUUCGGUUCAUAAUUUACAUACUGUGCACGGACUACACUCUUCGCGUAUUAAACCAUUAAGUUUUGCUGCCUAUAAUUGUAUAUGAAAUGUUUGAGUAGUAAUCUUUAGCAUAGAAUGGGGAAAUAUUCAGUACUUCUAAGUUUUCUGGUUUUGUUGUGUAGCACCUAUGUAGAGUCUGGUUUAUUUGAUGGCAUGCUGAACAGUGUGAACCCUUGUGAAACGUACUGUGAGAAGACAUAUCCCGGAACGUCAGUGUCCAACAUAAAAUAUGGAUCAUUCUGUCAGCAAGGCUGCAGGUUUUUUACUGUGGUAUAUUUGACUGGAGACAAGAAAAACAUGGAUUUGAACACUACCAAAGAUGCUUGUCAGGCAUCUUGCAUGGAAGCAUAUAGUCACACAAAGGAUCGUUAUGCGUGUAACCUAGGCUGUGCAAGCAUCUAUAAACAGAAAAAGGUUGAUACUUUGGUAGCACAAAUUAGCUGGUCAGUUUACGUUGAGGACGGCGACAGCAUCCUUAUGCUGCAGCCUGCGGGUGAUUUUGAACCAGAUGAUGUCCUGACAGAUCCAGGGUUAAAGAGCCAGCUUGAACACAGUUGGGGUCCUGGAAGUGGGGAUGACAACGGCAUUAAUCGAGGCAACGAUCGUUUACCCGAGACUCACGUAAAAACUUUGCCUUUUGAAACGGAUAAGACUGGUGGUGUGGAGGAUAAAAAUACUUUGGAAACUGCUCAUAGCCUUGGAGGCGACUGGUUAGAUUGCGCGGCUCGUAAAUCAGGCUUGCCGCGCCUACUUGUCGCCGGUGCUAUCACGUUUGCAGUUCUGCUGGCCGUGUGGCUUUGCUUGGCACCAGAAAAACGAACCAGCAAGCUGGAUAUCUUAAUAGCCUUGGAUGAGCCUAAAGAUCCGUUUGCUUGUCCACCCAAAUAUUCACUUCACAUAGAUAAAGUGUAAAAUGGGAGGCAGUUUCAAUUUGGUGGCUUCAUAAGAAAUAUUUGUAAGAUAACCAUCACAUCAAAUGGUAUUCGUAAAAAAAUGAUCUCUUGUACAUGUAAGGUGCACAGAAGAGAACAAUAACUUGUUAUUAAAUAUUUACAUAUUUCUCUCAAAUCUCAAUGUGAUUUUCAUCUUGUCAUAAUGUAAUUACGAUAUUAUAUUUAAAAGAGAUUUUUGCUCGUUGCAAAAAUAUUUGUGCCUGUGUUUACAUCAAAGAAGAAAAUUAAUGUUUGUAAGAAAAUGGGGGGGAAGGGCAGAACUUGAAAAUGGAAAUUUGAUACUGCAACUUGGCUACUUUUACAUUUGACUAGAUGAGUUUAGGAGCAUAUCUUGGAAUAUUUAAAUGUUGGGUAAUGUUUAGUCCAAAAUAAUGGUUGUAUGUCUCAGUAAAAUUGUCAUAUAUACAAAUAUUGAGGAGGAGGAGGAACUGUAAAAAGACACGUGGAGAGGCUUGGUUGUCAAACACACAUGAAGUGGAAACAUCGUAAGAAGAAAUACCACAUACUCAAGGAAUAAUAUGUAUCACUUUUCUGAAUUAUAAAAUUACUUCUUAAAUAUUACCGUGAUUAUAUGGUAUGUGACUGGAGUUAAGCAGAAACAUCUUUCCCAAUGUCCAAUUCUUUCAUUUAUCCACUCAUUCAGUCGUGUCGAUACGUUACGUUUGGCCCGAGUUACUAUGUAAUUAUAUAUUGACAUUUGAAAUUGAAUAGCAUUAUUAGUUUGAUGUCUUAUGUAGAUUAUUUUCAUCAAUAUGGCAAACGAAUCUUCACAAAUAAUAUUUAGUUGAAAUGAAGAAUAUAUAUUACUUUUGAAGUAAAAAUUAACACCUACAGUUUAAAGUUUUAUUCUUUUUGAAAUACAUGUUUCAGCCAAAUGUGGCCAUCAUCAGGUUCGAAUACUGUUACUUAUUCAUUCUGCUGAUGUAACUGUCCUAGUGCAUUGAAUUUUAAAUUGUAUUCGAACCUUAUAAUGGCCACAUUUGGCUGAAACAUAUAGUUAAAAAUAAAAAAAUAUGACCUGUGAGUGUUUGAACGUUACUGACAAGAAUUUUGUGAAUUAGGUGGUGACAGAAAAAAUACAUAAACUUUCUUCAAUAUUACAAAUUAUUAUUUCAAGAAUUGAUGACAAUUUCUGUACUGAACUGAUGGCGGCCCACUAUAUGUUGUAUUAUGACUACCAUUGGUUGAUGAUGAGCUUACUUACGACCUUUGAAUAGCAUAUAAACCAGAAACUUGCAAUUAAAAAUGUAAUUUGGUUGAUAUGUGUUUUAAGAAUUAUGUUAUUUGAAUAUGUUUAGGGAAUGUAGAACAUAGAUUCAGUAACUGGCAAAAAUGCAAUGCUAGAGGAAUUGAAUGCUGAAUAUGAAAAGCAAUUUGCAUUCAUUAAGGCAGCUCUUGCUAUUCUACUUCUGUGUCUUUUUUUAUUAUUAUAUUCUUGUUCAGUUUAAACACGUAUUCCAUAACUGCAAAAUAUCUAGUCACGGAACCUGACAAAUGAUGUACUUGCCAGUUGUUACCUCAGCCUUCUUUUAUAAACGGUGUUGUAUUUCCAAUGUUUUGUUAAUGUUGUGUUCAAUUUUUGCUGUUUGUGUCAUUUAGCUUAACAGAACUGCAGUAUUAUGAACUAAAUGUACGAAGUUAGUAAUUAAAGGGAAAUUAUAUGUAUGUUAUCUCA